AUGCUAAACCCAAACGAAGAAGAAGUGAACACAGAAGAAAUCUCGAUGGCCACAACUUUGGAUUUAAAACCACCACCUCCGUUUGAUGCAGAGGGUGAUAAUUCCUCGCUAGCCCAACGCUGGAAAGAAUGGCGAGAACGUUUUAAUAUGUAUACAGUAGCUGCCAACAUCAAGGAUGAUGCACAAAAACGCGCAGUGUUAUUGUAUGUAGCUGGCCCGUCGGUUCAUAAAAUAUUCAAAACACUACAAGACACCGGGACAGAUAUCAAAACAGCUCUAGAGAAGCUCGACGAAUAUUUUCAGCCACAAAAGAACGUAAUAUAUGAACGCUAUGUGUUUAAACAGACACAUCCAACGCCUGGAGAAUCGGUAGACAGCUACAUAACUCGUCUACGUACACUAGCCGAAACGUGUGAAUUCGAAAGCGCCGAGAAUGAAAUACGCGAUCAGUUUGUUAUGACAUGCUCGUCUCAUGGAUUUCGUACGAAGCUUUUACGCGAGACAGAUCUGACAUUGGCUAAGCUUAUCACCAUGGCGCGAGCGAAGGAAUUAGCAGAAAAACAAGCGUCGAAUAUCUCGGGACACAAUAACUCUCGGAACAAUGUUAAUCGUGUAAAAGACGAGGGAAAUGACGAAGCUAGAGACAAGGUAAGACAUGCUAAAUAUGUACCAAAACCACACAAACAAAAUCAAUGUCGAAAUUGUGGAAAUGAAUUUAAACAAAAACAUAAAGAUGUCUGUCCUGCGAAGGGCAAAACCUGUAGAGCUUGUGGAAAGCUCAAUCAUUUCGCUAGAGUUUGUCGAAGUCGAAAAAAUCCCCCGAAAGAUAGUAAGAAAGAUUCGAGAGAGUCUGUUAGAGUUGCACUACAACAAACCCAAAAACAAAGCCCUCCUAAUUCGUCCGACGAUGA
Paramuricea clavata is the source of this 911-nucleotide messenger RNA. The record is from the annotation of a GenBank genome assembly. NCBI's taxonomy places the organism in Eukaryota, Metazoa, Cnidaria, Anthozoa, Malacalcyonacea, Plexauridae.